Messenger RNA from Cydia amplana, 1134 nucleotides. RefSeq names its product GDP-D-glucose phosphorylase 1. Gene Ontology annotation, cellular component: cytoplasm. Gene Ontology annotation, biological process: glucose metabolic process. The record is from RefSeq and is a predicted model, not a curated record. The transcript has 6 exons. Bases 34 to 1089 code for a protein of 351 amino acids. Gene Ontology annotation, molecular function: GDP-D-glucose phosphorylase activity. Lineage: Eukaryota; Metazoa; Arthropoda; Insecta; Lepidoptera; Tortricidae.
UAAAUACUUACGUUUGUUUAAAACUAAGUUAUUAUGUUUACUAUCAAAAUCCCACCAAAUUGUUUAGAGAGUGUCCAAGAGAUUACAAAUGUCGAUAGUAGCCGCUUCAAACAGUUGCUUAAAACAAAAUGGGACGAAAUUCACGAUCAACCAGAUGUUUUUCGCUACAAAGUUAACAAAAUGAGAGAAAGAAUUGUGGAUAAUAGAUACAUACUACUGUUAAAUCCUGACCGUGGAUACAAGAGAAGAGAGCCGGAGUUCAUAAACAGUAUCCACAAGCCAUACAACCCUGAUGAGUUCAAUUUUAACAAAACAUCAACAAAGGAACAUUUGUUUACUAUGCAUGAAGAGAACAGUACAGACACCCACCUGUUCCUAGUAAAUGUGAGUCCCAUAUCCCGGUACCACAGUCUGCUGUGCCCGUCGGUCAACAAAUGCCUGCCACAGGUUGUCACUGAAGACAGCAUAAGACUGGCUUUAGAUGUCAAGUUUUUGGCGCAGGAUCGUGAUCUAAAAAUUGGUUUCAACAGUCUCUGUGCUUUUGCUUCUGUGAACCACCUACACUAUCACUUGAUGUAUGAACAGAAUACACUUCAUGUUGCAACCGACAAAUGCACCCACUUAACAGGUCCCCUCUACAUAAUAAAUAACGUUGUCCCAGCAUUCUGUUUCCAAGUGAAAAAAGAAACAAAAACUCAAGCAGUUAAACACAUCUUUAGACUGGCUGAAUAUCUCGUGUCUAAGUCCAUAGGACACAAUAUAUUAGUUACUGAUGGGGAGCCUGUGGUACCAGGGUGUAAUAACGUGGUGCCAGAGUGUAAGAAUGUGGUACCUCGGUCUAAUGAUAUGGUACCAGGGUAUAAGGAUAGUGAGGUGGUGAGAGUACUGGUGACGCCAAGAUUGAGCACUGCCGGUAUUAAAAUGCUGACGUCGUUCAAUGUGGCUGUUUUGGAGCUGAGCGGAUGGUUUCCUAUGUACAAUCCUGAUAAUUUCGAUACAUUCAGUGCGGCAGAUCUGGAGAAAGAAUUGAGUAAAUGGAAGUUACCUAACUUUGACGAGUUAUGUGAUGAAGUUAAAUCAUUGUAUUAAUUGUAUGUGAUACCUUUACCUACAUAUUAUUUAUGUCUUUAUUAU